Molecule: messenger RNA, 1081 nt
Organism: Leptidea sinapis
Lineage: Eukaryota; Metazoa; Arthropoda; Insecta; Lepidoptera; Pieridae
Gene: Naxe
Product: NAD(P)H-hydrate epimerase
Exons: 4
Coding region: 191-994 (267 amino acids)
Cellular component (GO): mitochondrion
Molecular function (GO): NAD(P)HX epimerase activity
Source: RefSeq, a predicted model, not a curated record
UCAAAUGUGUUUAAUUUAAUAUUUAGACAUUUCAAAUUAAUAUUCCUAUUAAAAUCGCAUUUCUAAUCUAUAUGAGAUUUUUGGAUAUAAAUUCAAAUGAAACUUUAUUAGAUUUAAUUAUUUUGCAUAUUAAUUAUCUAUUCUUUAAUUUAAAAUAAAGAUAAUAAUAAAUAGACUACAAUUUAUCUUAAUGUUGAUUACCAGACUUGUUGGAACAGCCUUGUUUCUCAGAGUAGCAAACAGUUGCAAAUUAAGUAUAAUGGGAUGUGAUGAAAAUAAUUGUCGAAACAUGAAGCGGAAUCUAACAUACUUAUCCCAACAGCAUGCUGCAGAGUUAGAUCAAGAUCUAUUUAAUGAUUACAAAUUCAGUGUCGACCAGUUAAUGGAGUUGGCUGGAUUAAGUGUAGCUACUGCAGUUGCUAAGGUUUUCCCUGCAUCAUCAUAUAACUCAACAUUAAUAGUCUGUGGUCCAGGGAACAAUGGUGGCGACGGCUUAGUGGCAGCCAGACACAUGACUGGAUUUGGGUAUUCUGUAGCUGUUUACUAUCCAAAACGUACCCCCAAACCGUUAUAUGAGAACUUGCUGUGUCAAUGUGAAAAGUUUGGAGUAAAAAUCAUAGAAACUCUACCUCCAAUAAAUGAAAUAAAAGAUCAGUAUAAAUUAGUUGUUGAUGCUCUGUUUGGGUUCAGCUUCAAGCCUCCAGUUAGAGAUGUGUUAAAGCCUGCUUUAGAUGCCUUGAUUCAUUCUGGUGUGCCUGUUUGCAGUGUUGAUAUCCCCAGCGGAUGGGAUGUAGAGAAAGGUCCAGGCACAGAAGCUGCCUUAAAACCCGAGUUACUGAUAUCGUUGUCAGCGCCCAAGCAGUGCGCGAAGCCAGAGUUUAUAGGAGACGCUAAGCAUUACCUUGGCGGUAGAUUCCUUCCGCCCGGCAUUAUACAGAAGUAUAAUUUGACACUUCCCCCUUACCCCGAUCAAGAACAAGUUGUUGAAUUAUAAAUGUUACGCUAUUAAUACGGUAGGUAUGGAUAAGUGGAGAUAAUAAUAAUAAGUGGAAAUAAAAUUAUAAUUGUUGGUUUAUUUUUA